AUGAACACACGAGUCUUUGACAUUUUAAUUCUCCGUGAAUCAACAUUCAAACGUUCAAAAGGUAAAAAAUUAAUUUUUUUAAAUUUUACUGAGUUUAGAGGCAAUAUAUCGGGUGAAAAUAUCUCACAAUCAUUUACCCAUUCAUCUACUUUUCACUUAUGUUUCUCACCUAAUUACGCCUUCAAAUCUUUUUUUUGGUAUACAUCUUCAACGCCUUUUAACGAAAUGCGAGGACUGUUUUGGGAAUUAUUUAUUAAUGAAUAUUUAAAUAAAAUUUCAUGGUACUUUCUAACUACAAUUCCUGAACUGGUUAAAUACGCUAGAGACAUUUCACCAACAUUUUUGUUUCAUAUUUUUGAAUUAUUAAAGAAACUCAAUAUUUUGAUUACAAAAAGUACUGACCAAUGUCAAAUGCUCUGA
Molecule: messenger RNA, 420 nt
Organism: Echinococcus granulosus
Lineage: Eukaryota; Metazoa; Platyhelminthes; Cestoda; Cyclophyllidea; Taeniidae
Exons: 5
Coding region: 1-420 (139 amino acids)
Source: RefSeq, a predicted model, not a curated record